Molecule: messenger RNA, 1342 nt
Organism: Quercus robur (English oak)
Lineage: Eukaryota; Viridiplantae; Streptophyta; Magnoliopsida; Fagales; Fagaceae
Product: ankyrin repeat-containing protein NPR4-like
Exons: 2
Coding region: 17-1183 (388 amino acids)
Source: RefSeq, a predicted model, not a curated record
CAGUAAACUCUGGCGGAUGAAGGUAAAGCAUACAUUGGCUUUAAAACUCACCAAGACUCUAGCAGAGGUGGAUACUACAUGGAUUCAGCUUCACAAUUCUACAACAGAAAACAUUGCGAUUCACGUAGGGAGUCCAAGUUUGGAUGAGGGACAAACCAAGGAGGAACAAACCGAGGAGCAAACCGAGGAACAAACCGAUCAGACAUCUUACACCCCAUUGCUUAUCGCAGCCAGCAAAGGAAUAGUAGAAAUAGUUGACAGCGUGAUUCUGGUGAAACCUCAGGGAAUUGAGCACGUCAGUAGGGACGAGGAAAACAUAUUACAUGUGGCCAUUAGCUACCGCAAAAUAGAAAUCUUCCAGCGCAUUAAGAAGAUGAAAACAAUGACUCGUAGGCUGGCUUCACGGAUUGAUAAGAAAGGCUACACUAUAUUGCAUCAUGUUGCCGACAUGAAGAACUAUGAUCGAGGACCCCAACCUGGUCCUGCUUUCCAAUUGCAGGCGGAGUUGAAAUGGUUCAAGCGUGUGCAGAAAAUAAUUCCUGACCAUUAUGUCAUGCACCACGACAGAACUAAUCAAAUGACAGCAGAAGAGUUAUUCAAAGAGAAACACUCUAAACUUCUCGAGGACGCGCAAAAGUGGAUAAAGGAGACCUCUCAAUCAUGCUCUGCAGUCGCGGUCCUCGUUGCCACUGUAGUUUUCGCGGCUGCCUACACUGUCCCAGGGGGUAACGACGACACAGGCCAUCCAGUUUUCCUUCACUCUCCAUUCUUCCUGUUCUUCACUAUCAUGGACGUUCUCUCCCUUGCGAGCUCUUUGACUUCCGUUGUCAUGUUCCUCUCCAUUCUCUCUUCUCCAUUUGAGUAUGAAAAUUUCCGUAUAUCACUUCCGCGGAAGCUGACAUUAGGGUUCACGUUGCUCUUCUUCUCUGUCACAACAACCAUGCUUAGUUUCGCGGCUACUAUUUUGCUCAUUAUUCAUUUUAAGAAGACAUCUUGGACUACGACUGUGAUUUAUACUGCUGCGUUCCUUCCUGUCUGUGUGUUUGCGCUUAUGCAAUUCCCAUUGUACAAAGCAUUCUCCAGUACUUUGCGAGCCCUUACCAAGAAAAUAUUGAAGACGGUACUUCCCCAGAAAUUCACUCCUCGUUACUUGCUGACAACCAUUAAGCGAAAAUGGGCUUAACCUCCUCUUCCUUUUUCCAUCAUGAACUAAAUGUCAAAAAUCUUAUCUAUAUUACUGUAUUGCCAUGAUUUAUUUUUAUGUAAUAAGGCAAUGAGAAAUUAGAUAUUUCUCAUCCCUGUGCGUGCUUUUAUGAGUAAUAAAGGAACUUCUUUCUAGCCA